Molecule: messenger RNA, 273 nt
Organism: Chilo suppressalis (striped riceborer)
Lineage: Eukaryota; Metazoa; Arthropoda; Insecta; Lepidoptera; Crambidae
Source: the annotation of a GenBank genome assembly
AUGUCUUUACUGAAUUCUACCAUAAGACCGUUGUUCGUUCGAGGAAUUUGCACUACAAAGGCUUUGUGCGAGCCACGGUCUUUGAUCAAAAUGAAAAAACUACAGGCAGAGUUUCAGUGUGAAGAUGGUAGACCGAUAUGGCUGAAGGCUGGUUUCUGUGAUCGCAUACUGUACGCUACCACUAUAAUCUUGUGCUACACUGGAGUCCUGAUGGUACUAGGGACUAUCUACGACCACGCCAAACCACCUUCGUGGAAAAACAAACCGUGUUGA